AUUUAUACCAGCAUGCUCGAUCUCGAUCGCCAUGUCAUUGCUCAUCACAAGCAUCUCCAUCCAUUCAUCCAGUUAAUUAAUUAGCUAAGCUAGCUUUGCCGGAGACUGAAGAGAAUUUGUUGGUUAAUUAGAGUGAGGAUUUCGUUGGGAUCGAUGGAGGGGAGGAUUAGCAGUGCAACGCUGGUGGUGGCAGCGGUGUUGGCGAUGCUGGUGCUGGUGCCGGCGGCGGCGCGCGCCGAGCGGUUCGUUGUCGGCGACGCGGCGCGGUGGACGUGGGGUUACAACUACACCGACUGGGUCAUCAAGAAGGGCCCCUUCUUCCAAAACGACAGCCUUGUGUUCAUGUACGACCCGCCGAACGCGACGACGCACGCGCACAGCGUGUACAUGAUGCGGAACGCGGCGGACUACCAGUCGUGCAACCUCAAGGCGGCGAAGCUGGUGGCCAACGUGAUGCAGGGCGCCGGGUCGGGCUACGAGUUCGUCCUCCGGAAGCGCAAGCCCCACUACUUCGUCUGCGGCGAGCGCGGCGGCAUCCACUGCACCAUGGGCCAGAUGAAGUUCAUCGUCAAGCCCAAGAGCUCCGCCUGCCGCGACGACUGACCCGGCCCCCGCCCACCCCUCUCCGCCGCCGGCCGCCGGCCGCCGCCACCGAGAUGUUGGGUUGGUCGCCGCCGGCCAUGGUGCGGCUGCUAGCCUACGUCGAUCUUCUUCUUCUUCUGCAUGCCACCUUCUGGGAGUUCUGGUUCGAUAUCAGAACAUCAUUGUGCUUUGAUAAUAUUGUAAGUUAUUAAUUGCAAUAUAUACUAUAUGUCUAAUUGUGUUGCGUUGCGUGUGGUGUAUUUGUAUGGGUCAUUCGGUUGAAAUAAACGAUCGAGGGAUUAAUUGUACUGCGCAUGUUCGUGGCGUGUGUUGAUUUUUGUA
Molecule: messenger RNA, 924 nt
Organism: Oryza sativa Japonica Group (Japanese rice)
Lineage: Eukaryota; Viridiplantae; Streptophyta; Magnoliopsida; Poales; Poaceae
Product: blue copper protein 1b
Molecular function (GO): electron transfer activity
Source: RefSeq, a predicted model, not a curated record